GUUCGAUGUAUCGUACGAUGGCAUCGUACAUCCGCCAUGUUAGCCCACGCGUACGUAGGCUAGAAUUACCGCCAAUUCUUUACGUAGAGGAAUACGAGGUAACCGAGGGAUAUACGUGGAUCGCGGCGACGCUUGUUGACGCUUGUCUACGCGAACAAGGUGCAGGUGAACAAAGGUGAACGAGUACAAUACAACGGACGUCGCGCUGGGUGCCAGUGCACGGUGAGAACAAGCCUUAACCUGUGAUCUGCAUCGUCUCUUCUCGAUCUGGCUUCGGCAGACUCGUAGUGAUGUUCUGAUUGCGUCACUGCCCGCACGUUGCCGCUAUGCCUGGUCAUUACUGCCUCCUGUGUGCGAGCGAUGAUGGUGUCUUCCUGGACGUCACGCCGGACAAUCUGAACGCGUUCAACGACCAGAUCAAGGCGUGCCUGGACAUCAAGAUCAAUGACAUCCUCGAUCUGUCGAACAAGAUAUGUUACAAAUGCGCAUACGAAUUAGAUCAGUGCGCGAAGUUUGUGGAAAAGUAUAAGAAAUCGCGCGAACAGGAAGCAAAGGAAGAUCAAACGUCGAAACCAUGCUGUUUCCUGUGCUAUGAAUUAGUAGACAAAGAUCGUAUCUUUGAUCUCACCAAGGACAAGAACGUAUUAUUUAAUCCUUUACGGAAGAUCCGCAACAUUUUCAGUAACGAUGCCAUUAAAAAGAAUAAUGAACCGAAAUUAAUAUGCCUAACGUGUCGAUAUAACUUGGACGUAUUGUACGAUCUGAAGAGGAUAUAUCGGGAAACACUAUCCAAUUUAAAGGCUCUAAUUAAUGAAGAGAUAAACUAUUCAAAUUUUCCAAAGGUGCACACAGAUGUUGUAAAUCGCAAAACGACUCUUACCACAUUCUCAGAUAUUACAUUUUAUGGUUCAAUAACUUCCGAUAGCGACAGUAACGAGCAGAACAUGGCGCGUAGUAAGCGAAGCGUUAAGGGAAGCAGGAAAAAAGCGCAAAUCAAAUUGCGAGACAACAAGACGAAAACCAGGAAUUGUGACAACUGUCAUAACAUAGUUGCAAACGGUAUUGACAUGUACAGAUUCUAUCAUACGGGUUUAACGGUAUGCAAAAAUUGUUGGAUAACGAUAGAUCCGAAUGAUAAAUCGCAGCGACGAGGGCGUCAAAUGCAGUCUAAUUUGGCGGAAACAAAACUAUGCGCGGUUUUCUUGACGGAUGUGCUGAGCAAAGAAUCGGGUAAAGAGAAGAUACACGAGAAGAAGAAUAAAGAUAAUACAUCGUAUAGCAGUUCGCAGGAAGAGACAAAAUCUUCCGAGAGUAGUCCUCGGAGCGUUUCGUCUAAGACAAUGAAUUACAUUGUUAACGGUAAAACGAAGCAAGGAAAAAAGCGACGACUCUACAUAGAGGAAUCAAAAGAAGACGUCGAGCAUACGCCAUUGAAGAUGACAAAAUUAAGUCAAGAGGGCGCACACGCGAGCGAGAUAAAAUCGACAAGAGCAUCAAUCGAUUCGGAGCAAUCCAGCACUCAGUCACUAAAAAAUCGUAUACACUCUAAAAGGACCAUAGAUAAAAGUUCGGAUUCUGACAGUUCUGUGGACCGAAAGGAGACGCGUAACAGGAAUAAAUUGAAUGACCGUGUAAAUAAGCCAAGUAGAAAGAAACAGAAAUUACAAUCAGAAGAGAAAACCCCACUAAGCGCACGUUCAGAUUCCAGUGAGAUAUCUAACGAGGAGGGUAGUCUAAAAAGAAAGACACGAGGUGCAACGCGCCUUUCAUCAGCUACGCUUGCUAAAAGUAAGAAAGAUAAAGCUUUUAUCAGUAGGACAAGCUCGUCUUCUAGAUCUAGUACAGAAAUGACACCGACGAAAUUUAAGAGCCCGCAAUCUUCAGUACAAUCGGAAAGUAAAACAGAGUUCAGUUGUGAUUUGUGCGACAUGAAAUUUAGCACAAAAUCAUCCAAUACGAAACACAAACUAACGCAUCUCAAGCAAGCUGCGUUGAAAUUGGAAAAAUUACCGAUUGAAACCAUUAAAGAGGACUCGGAAGCGGAAGUCGAUUCGCAAGACAAGAUUUCCAAAGAAGUGACGUUAUGUCCCAAGAAGUCUGCAUCUAGCGACAAACACGUCGACAAUUCAUCGGAGGAUAUCGCUAUUAAUGUUGAAGAUGAUACCGACGAAGAGACCUUACGUUUAUCCAGUAAAGAAAGUACAGAGGAAAAAACAGAGAAAGAGAAAAAUGACGAAAGCGGUGAUAUAAUCGAUAAACCGGACGUGAGCGAGUCGCGCGUAAAAGAAUCCGCAAACGAUGAAAACGUUGAAGUAAAAGAGUCCGAACAAUGCAAAGAAUCGACAGUUGUAUCGGAAGGAGCAGAAAAAAUAGAUGAUGAAGAUAGUAGAAAUAAAAAUAUAAGAAACGAACAUACGGCGGACGAUAAGACGUCGGCAGAUAGUGAUAAUUCUAAAGAUAAAGAUGCACAGGAAACUGUUGUUACUGUAUCGGAGGAGAAAAACGUGGAUGGAAAGGAAGAUAAAGAUGUAGACGUAGAGAAUGAGACGGAAGUUUGUUCUACAGAAGAGAAGACUAUUAAUGAACGUAAUAAAGACGAAGAGGUUCUUCAAGAAGAAAUAGUGCACGAUAGAGAAACGAGCAGCUCGCCAAUUUUAUUAACUUGUAAAAAAAGCAAAAGUAAAGAAAAUUAUAAUAAAAGUUGCAAGAAUAAUUUAGAAAGCAACACAGAUGAUAAAUUUGUGCUGAUAGAAGAGCUGAUAGAAGAGCCAGAAACAAUACAACUCGAUGAAGAAAAAAUACAAGAAAACAUGUCUAUGUUAAUGUCGCAUAAUGAAACAGAAAUAUUAAGCGACAAUGAAAGAAAUUCGAAUGACAUAAUAAUUAUAAAUGAAGACAAGGCUGAAAAAAAUCAGCAUAACAAGUCUAAUGAAGAAAAUAUAGAAGUCAACAUAAUUGCGGAUUCUGACAUGAUUGCGGAUCCAGAUCUUUCAAAUGGUGAAAAAUUCGAUGAGAUAAAAGACGGUGAUAAAGCCGACGUUAUGGUAGCUUCAGUAAAUAACGAUAGCAUUGACGACAAAGCAAAUCAUACGGAAGAAAUGGUCUCAAUAGACAAUUCGAAAGAUCCUACCCAAUUAGUCGAUGAGAUAAAUGAGUUGGAAGAGUUGGUCAAAGAUAAUGCAUUGAAUAAUAAGCACGAAGUACAAGAGAACUUUGCUUGUGUCUCGGACAAUAGCUCUGCGGAUGCGGCAACCGAGAUUUUGAAGGAAGUGUUUGACCUUGCUGCCGCUGAAGUACAGCAGCGAGAAGAGAGUAAUAACGUAAAGAACCUAGGCGACAUCGAAAUGGAGACGCUGGAGAACAUAUCACGCGAGAUACGUAAGAGCGCCGAUAUGCCAUCUUUAGACCCAAUCAACAUUAUGGACAUGGAUGACGAUAAUGGUAUCACGUUGAACUAAUUGUGCCUGUGGCAAACAAUCGUUAUUGUACAUUCUGUCUUAUUUUUAUGCGAGAAAUUUCAUCUUUGUCGUGUGUGCAAUGCGUAUCCAUCUGCAUGGGGAAGACUAUAACUUUAUUGACUAAAAAUUUAAAAAAAAGUGCACCGCUGGAUAUUUACAGACAAACAUAUUUUAUCGUAAACUUAUUCUUCGGUAUGCUGAAGUUAUUAAGGUAAUUUGCACUUUAUAUUCCUUAUACUACAUGAAGAAAAUUAGAAGAACUUCAACAAAUCUACAAGAUUUUUGUUCAUUUAUAUUGUUUAAGAAGAAUUCUCAUUAAGUAUUAAAGAUAGUUGAAUAUUAUAAUAGCAUUGACUUCACACUUUUUUUUUCAUGUAAUGAAUAAGUCGUAAAGUUGUGUAGGUUUUUUUUGCAUUAAACGCAAAAAUUCUACUAAUUUGUUGUAAAAUUAAGAUUUGAAGCUUGUGUUUAUAACACACACACAUUAUAUAUAUAUAUAUAUAUAUAUAUAUAUAUAUAUAUAUAUAUAUAUAUAUAAAAGAUACAGGAGAAAUGUAGAGUAAUGCUAUGAAGACAUUUGUAUAAUGAUUUGACAGCAAUCGAUGUAACGCAUUUUGUUAACUUGUUAUACACGUAAUAGCAAGUUUCUAUUUUCAUUAAUUUUGACACAAAAGCAUAAUUUAUCGUAGAUAAUAAUCGUAAAUAAAUUCUAAAAUUUUCAAAUAUAAAAUUGUAAAAAAUUUUGAGAAGUAAAUGUUACGUUGAUUAACAAGAAAUGUUAUAUAAUUAAUCGAAGUUCUAUGAAACUUUAAAUUGCAGAAACUGUUACAAUAAUUAAUGCGAUAACUUUUUAAAAAGUUUUCUUGGCAUAUUAAUAUCAAAAUGGUCAACAUAUAUACUCGUAUAUAAUUAUUUUGAUAUCUUCUAACUCUUUUAAAUUUGUAAGCAAUAUAUUAUUCGUCUGCAUUAGUGUGUUAAAAAAAUUAGGACCUUAAAAUAUAAUCUUAUAAAAAUCGUAUGUGUGCGUGCAUGUGCGCGCGCACACGCGAUCUCACACACACGCACGCGCGCGCGCGCGCGCGCACACACUCGCACACACACACACACACACGUUGUAAAAUAGUUUUUGGGAAUAAUAUAAUUUUGUGCGUAAAUAUAAGUUUAAGAAACACGUGUGCAUAGAAAUAAUUACAUAUACGUAUGUAUAAAUUACAAAAAGUAAAACAUAUAAUUGCAAUAUAUUUAAAAUGAUCAAA
This is a messenger RNA of Solenopsis invicta (red fire ant), 4714 nucleotides long. RefSeq lists its product as uncharacterized. The transcript is spliced from 4 exons. Gene Ontology annotation, molecular function: zinc ion binding. Gene Ontology annotation, cellular component: nucleus. The coding region runs from base 327 to 3458 and encodes 1043 amino acids. The record is from RefSeq and is a predicted model, not a curated record. Lineage: Eukaryota; Metazoa; Arthropoda; Insecta; Hymenoptera; Formicidae.